AUGCUCGACAAGUCGAACCCAGAUAUCUGCAUGGGCUCAGGUGUCUGUUACUCCCAAACAGAUGACUACGAGGGCUCCAUGUACAUUAAUGGUUGUACGGACAAAACGGGCAAGGCGAAAGACUGUGCACAAUUGUGCAAUCCCCCCUCCCACAAAGGUGCCAACAGCUUGGACGUUCUAGAGUGCGCCCGAGGAUGCCCUCAUCACAACUGGCUUGGGAAAACUCAUGGUGGCCGCCAAGACGGUGACGGUAUCAUCGGGGGCGACGGCAGCAGCGACAUCAUCAACAAUUACGCCGACUGCAACACCGAAUUUGAAUUCGUCGUCGAUCGCGGCAGAAUGCCCAAGGAGCAAUGGAGCUGUGAUCGGAGGGGCGAGUCCUGGGAAGAUUAA
Akanthomyces muscarius is the source of this 393-nucleotide messenger RNA. RefSeq lists its product as uncharacterized. The transcript has 5 exons. The coding region runs from base 1 to 393 and encodes 130 amino acids. Lineage: Eukaryota; Fungi; Ascomycota; Sordariomycetes; Hypocreales; Cordycipitaceae. The record is from RefSeq and is a predicted model, not a curated record.